AUGACGCUGGCCAGCCCAGCAAUCCGAUGGUUUAACGCGCUCCCACAAGGAUCUAUCACGGCCUUCACAGACAUCUCCCAAAGCUUUCUAGCUCGGUUUACGACACGCAUAGCCAAGGCAAAACACUUGAUUAACUUGCUAGGGGUCACCCAAAAACCCAGAGAGCUGACCAUAAAGUUCCUGGAUAGGUUCAACAACGAAUGCUUAGAAAUCGAUAGCCUCAUGGACUCGAUUGCCAGUCUCUGCCUAACGAACGGCCUGCUAAACGAGGACUUUAGAAAGCACCUCACCACUAAGCCCGUCUGGACCAUGCAAGAAAUUCAAAGCAUGGCUAAGAAAUACAUCGACGAUGAAGAGGCCCCCCAGGUCGACAGAUAUAAGGACAAUCUUAGGGACGGGACCUUGGCCAGGCAACCCAAGCAACCCCCACGGGUAGGGAGGUUCACGAACUACACACCACUCACGGCGCCCAUAGUGGAAGUCUACCAGCAAAUUGCGGACAAGGGAAUCCUAUCCAGACCUAGACCAUUGAAAGAGAGAACAGGAUGCAACAAAGGCCUUUACUGUGAUUAUCACAAGGGAUUCAGCCACAAGAUCCAAGACUGCUUCGAUCUCAAAGAUGCCUUAGAGCAAGCCAUCCGAAAAGGGAAGUUGAGCGAGUUCUUCCGACUCAUCCAGGAACCGAGGAGGCGGGAACGAGAACGCUCCGAAGAAGAUCACAGCUGGACUAUCAAGCCAAGACAAGAGCCCACAGGGAACGUCGACAACCCCUCAACUUUCGUAGUCAACGUCGUGGUCGGGCGUGACACCCUCCAAGUUCAAAUCAACAGUAAAAAGGGAUACCCGGAUCCUCUUCUUCUCGACAGGAGGUCCCACCGCCCCAAACAAAGGACCCCCAUGAUAUCUUUUGGUCCAGAUGAUCAAUGGUUUCAUGAUCUCCCCGAAAACCCCUCCAUGGUAGUCACAGCAAUGGUUGGGACGGGGUUAGUCAGACGAAUCCUCGUUGAUACCGGGGCCGACUCCAACAUCCUGUUCAAGAAUGUAUUCAACGCUUUGGGGCUCAAGGAAUCCGACCUCAAGAAUCACCAGCACGGGGUCAUGGGGCUGGGUGAUAACUAUAUAAAACCUGACGGGACGAUCUCUCUCCCAAUCUACCUAGGAGCCUGCGAUGCCAGGAGGUCGGUUAUGGUGGACUUCGUAGUCCUUAGAGACUCCACAGCCUACAACAUCAUUCUAGGGAGAAAGACCAUCAAUGAGUUCUCAGCCGUGAUAUGUACUAAAUUCCUAACAAUGAAGUUCAUAACGGACAAGGGAACCGUUGGCUCCAUUAGGGGAGACUUAGAAGCGGCAGUCGCCUGCGACAACGCUAGUCUCUCCCUAAGAAAAGAGUCUAAGAAGGCAGCCGGAGUAUUAUUGGCAGACCUGUACAUAAGGAUCGAGGACAAGCCGAGGCCGGAACCAGAAGGGGACAUGGAGAAGUUCCAGAUGGGAAAGUCAGCAGAGUAG
This is a messenger RNA of Arachis duranensis, 1506 nucleotides long. RefSeq lists its product as uncharacterized. The transcript is spliced from 2 exons. Gene Ontology annotation, molecular function: aspartic-type endopeptidase activity. Lineage: Eukaryota; Viridiplantae; Streptophyta; Magnoliopsida; Fabales; Fabaceae. The coding region runs from base 1 to 1506 and encodes 501 amino acids. Gene Ontology annotation, biological process: proteolysis. The record is from RefSeq and is a predicted model, not a curated record.